UGAUGGGAACAGAAUUUUCUAUGAUUGGACAACUUUUUCAUCACACAGCAAGAAUAGAAAUUAAGAAUAAAUUUAAACGUGAAGAGAAAACAAAUGGAUGGAGAAUAGGCAAAGAAUUCCAGGAAAAACGUCCUUUUGACUUCGAUUUUUUUGCUCAUGUGCUUCAGAAAGUUCUUGCUUAAGAAGAGAAAAGAAAACAAAAAUCUGUUAAAAAUCAGAGUUUGAAUGAAAAGUCCUCCAAACCACGGAAAAACGUAAAAGUGAAAAAAGUGACUAGCAAAAGAGUGAAUGAUGAUCCAGAUGAAUCUGUGAGUACUAAAAUUUCAGAUACAGAAAGAUCUCUGAAGGAUGCUCAGACAGUUGAAGAAGAGGAAUCUCUGAUUUCAUCAGGACAGGACUCAGAACAAGUGGUAUUAGAACAAGACCAAAAGCAAAAGAAAAGGAAAAGGAAGAAUCAAGAUGAGGCUAAUGAACAGGAAGUAGAAAACCUUUUAGGAAAUGUCACUGUUCACUCAAGUCCACCUGAAAGUGAAGCACACAAGAGUAACAGUGAGGUUUUAUGUCCUGAGGCAAGAGAAGAUGAACGCAAUGAACCACAGGUUUCCUGUCCAGAAAACAUAGAUGACAUUGUGGGGUUAGUGUCUAAUGAAAAAGUUGAGAAGAGAACUGAACCCAUCCUUUCAUCAAGUAGUCAACCAGAUACCAUGCCAAUAGCUCCUAAGUCUUCAGAAUCAAGCACUUCAGAUUUGCUCCCAUCAGAAGUUGUAGCAUUAUGUGAAGUGAAUAAAUCUGAGAAUAGUUGUACAGAAGAAAAACAUGAUGACUUAGAGAGAAAAUCCAUGGAAACUGAUCAAGCAAAAAAUGUUAAGCCAUUGUUGAGAGUUCGGCACCAGCGACCUAAACCUAAUCUGUCUAGGGAAAUUGGGAAGAAAUCAGGCAAAACAGAAGCUGAGAGCAAGAGUUCACAGUCAGACAAUUCAGUUGAAAAUGAUUCAAUGGAAAAGGAGAAGAUGAAUGUAAUUGAUAAUUCAGAAAUGGAGAGUAUAAGAAGAGAGGACUCAGAAGCUGACACUGUAUCUACUUUGAGUGAAAAAACUUGUCUACAGGUAGAUAAUCAGCCAAAGACUUGCAAACCUGUACGACUAAUGCGGGGUCGAUUGCAAUGGCCAAAGCCAAAUGUAGGGAAAGCUGCAGAAAGAAAAAUUAUUGCAUCACAGGAAAAAAUUGGGGUCAAUAUAGAGACGACUGGAAAUGAAUCCUGUGCUGAUAGAGAUAUUACUCAAACAACAGAUCAGACAUGUAAAAACUUCCAGUGUGAAGAUACCAUAUCAGAACCUGAGAAGAAUGAUACUCCUUUUCAAAAUGUGCAGCUAGAUGAGUCCAAAGGUCUUAAUAAAAAUCUAAGCAUUCAAGAAGAUAAUGAGACAAAUGUACUCAAACAAGUCUCAAUUCAAAGGACUCGAUUUCAGAAGCCAAAACCAAAUAUAGGAAGAAGGAAUGGAAAAAGAGAAAUCUCCUCAAAGGGAGGGGUGCCAGAGGUGGGUCUUGCCUCUCAAGAAUUAACACCAACUUUGAGAGAAACUGUAAAAGUAGAUAUAGAUACUUCACCUAUGGAGAAGGUACCAAAUGCACCUGCUAAUGCUAAGGAAUUGGACGCCGAUUUAAAAACAACUGGAAGAAGUGACAUCUCUCCCAAUGAGAGCAUGCCAGAAAUGACUAAUGUCACUGGCAAAAUGGAGACAGGUUUUAGUGGAAUUGAAAGAGAGAGUUCCCCAAAAGAGACAGGAGAAGUGAUUGAUACCACUUUGGAAACGGAGGCUAUUUUGAGAUCAGCUGGAAAAGAGGUUUCUUCAAAGGAGACAAUACCUGAGUUGGUUGACGCCACUGAGGAAAAUGACACAAAUUUGAAAGAAAGUGGAAGAGAAAUAGUUCCACAGGAAGAUGACCCUAAUGUAGACAAGACUGUGGCUGAGAUGGAGAUCUGUUUGAAAGAAAGUGGAAAAGAGAAGACACCAGAAAUGAUUGGCACUACUAACAAAAGAGAUUUAGAAGAAACAGGGAAGAGGAAGCUCUGCACUGCUAAAGGCCCAAGAGGAGGCCCAAACCACAGGUGA
Molecule: messenger RNA, 2114 nt
Organism: Perognathus longimembris pacificus (Pacific pocket mouse)
Lineage: Eukaryota; Metazoa; Chordata; Mammalia; Rodentia; Heteromyidae
Product: transcription factor TFIIIB component B'' homolog
Exons: 1
Coding region: 705-2114 (469 amino acids)
Source: RefSeq, a predicted model, not a curated record